Molecule: messenger RNA, 859 nt
Organism: Drosophila takahashii
Lineage: Eukaryota; Metazoa; Arthropoda; Insecta; Diptera; Drosophilidae
Source: RefSeq, a predicted model, not a curated record
CUAUUUGCUAUUCGUGAUGAGAGCUUCUUGUGUAAUUUUUGUGGCCCUCCUUUGCUUCUCCUUGGGCUCCGCCAAGUUGUUCGACGAUGAGCUGCGCGAACUGACGGAGUUCCUGCGAUUGCAGAUGCGAUGUGGUUAUCCGGACAGAGGAGUUCCCAUUUUGGCCCCAGCCCAGAUAGCCUACCAAGAAAUCGCCCUCAAAACUGAGAGCUUUGGUUGCAAUGGAAACUUUACUAAACUGAUUCUCGAGGGCCUAGAUGGCUAUGAAUUCUCCAAGCUGGAAUGGAACAACAUUUUCCAUACCAUCAAGUUCGACAUUAACUUUCCCAAGAUUUCGCUGAAGAGCUCAAACUAUAAACUAAAUCUCCUGGCCCGUCUGUUCGGCGGUGAUUUCUCCCUGUGGGGCGAUGGUGUCUUUAAUCUGGAGUUGAUCAACUUCCGUGCUUACGGCAGCUUCGUCAUUCGCCCAAAGUCGGCCACCAGUGGAGUGUAUGUAAAGAGCUGGAAGGUCAACUGGGAAUUGGAGGAGGCCAAGUCACAGAUCACAGGCAUCAUGAACAGUCGCCUGUACUCGAAGUUCAUCAACGAUCUGGUCAAGGAGUAUCUAGAGAUCUUGAUCAACGACAACCCCGCGGAAGUUUCCCAGUUCAUGGAGGAGCUCAUUGUGCCGCCGAUGAACGUAGUGCUGGAUAACAUAGCCUGGUACGAGAUUACCGCUAUCAUUUUGGGCCUGGUCGAUGGCAUUCUGCCGGUGGAGCCAAUUUGCUGAAGUGCUGCCCCGUUGAGGAAGUCGACUGCCAGGUGUUCAAGUGUUUGAAUGUGAAUAAAUGACUAAGAAAACAUUUGAUAACAAAUAUAA